Pipistrellus nathusii (Nathusius's pipistrelle) is the source of this 1668-nucleotide messenger RNA. NCBI's taxonomy places the organism in Eukaryota, Metazoa, Chordata, Mammalia, Chiroptera, Vespertilionidae. The record is from the annotation of a GenBank genome assembly.
AUGGGGGCGCCGUCCCUGCUGCUGUGCCUGAGCGCGGUCCUCCCGCUGCUGCUCCGUGCAGACGAAUGCCAGAACAUCCGCUCGCUGACCGAGGCACAGCCGGCAAAGCAGCCUUUUGCCAUUGACUGCACAUCCCCUCUGCUGACCGCCGCAGCGCGUGCCACGUGGUACAGACACCCGAGCGAGGCCCCCGUCUCCACCGACCGGCAGGCCCGGGUCCACCAGGAGCAGAGCUGGAUCCUGUUCCUCCCCCUGGCCUGGGGGGACUCGGGGACCUACCGGUGCCUUAUAAAUGAUACAGACGAGUGUCACCAAGUACAUGUAAACCUCACUGUGUUUGGAAAAUACGGGUGUCGCAGAAACAGUCAGAGGAUCUUACCAGAUGGGCACGAGCAGAUCCUGCAUGUUGGGGGAGAUGACAGCCUCUCAUGCCAUCUGAACUUCCCGGAGAGUUGUGUCUUGGACUUGAACUCAGUAAAGUGGUAUAAGGACUGUAAAGAGAUUAAAGAAAAGCGGUUUGAAAAAUGGGGGAAAAGGCUGUUAGUGAACAAUGUCUCGGCAGAAGACAGGGGGAGCUAUGCCUGCAAAGCCAAUCUGACACACGCAGGGAGGCAGUUCACCGUGUCCCGGAGAAUCGCCGUGAAUGUCACAGAAACUGUUGGAUAUGCAGGAAGAUUCCCUAAAAUAACGUAUCCAAUAAACGAUACAAUUGAAGCACAACUUGGCUCCUCCCUCACUGUGAACUGCACCAUCACAGACUCCAGGGACAACACCAACCUGCGCUGCUGGCGGGUCAACAGCACCUUGGUGGACCACUACUACUCAGAGUCCAAGCGGGUCCAAGAAGGAAACGAAACCUGCGUUGUGUUUCAGGAACACGCUGUUUACACAGUUAGCAUAACCUUUUUAGAAGUGAAAAUGGAAGAUUACGGCUUUCCCUUCACAUGCCAUGCUGGCUUCAUGUCUGCGGCACACUUCCUGCUAAGGCCCCCAGCGCCGGACGGGCGAGUGUACCUGAUGGGCGGGCUGCUGGCCGUCGUGGGCGCGGCUGCGCUGGUCCUGUGCGCGUCCAGGAGGUUUAGGAUCGACAUCGCGCUUUGGUAUCGAAGUGCCUUCAUCUCCACCAGCCCCUCAGCGGACGGGAAGCUGUAUGAUGCCUACGUCUUGUACCCCAAGCCUCCCCAGGACCGCCAGCGCUCUGCUGUGGACACGCUGGUUCUGAGAGCUCUGCCCGAGGUGCUGGAGAGGCAGUGUGGAUAUAAGCUAUUUAUAUUUGGCAGGGAUGAAUUUCCUGGACAAGCUGUGGCCAAUGUCAUCGAUGAAAACAUUAAGCUGUGCAGGCGACUGAUCAUCAUCUUAGCUCCUGAACCGCUGGGCUUUGACCUGCUAAAGAACAUGUCAGAAGAACAGAUUGCAAUCUACAAUGCUCUCAUCCAGGACGGGAUGAAGGCCAUUCUGAUUGAGGUGGAGAAAGUCCGGAGCUAUGCCUCCAUGCCAGUGUCGAUCCAGUAUCUCAGACAGAAGCACGGGUCCGUCCAGUGGAGCGGGGACGCCGCAGCGGGGGCACCGUGUGCAAAGGCCCGGUUCUGGAAAAAAGUGAGGUACCGCAUGCCGCCCAAAAGGUUUCCACCGCCUUCCACGGCCAGCUCCGGAGCUCACGCCCUGUGA